AUGGAUGAAAAUCAAAUUUCAGAAGAGGAGGCGAUGAAUUCAAAAUUAAUUGAAAACAAUGAACAGGAAACGGAGAUUUGUUUACCAGAGAAAUCCGCUCAAUGUCAAGCAAUGAUUUACGAUGAGUUUGAAUGUGCAGAAAGUGCUGAUGAGCUGAUGAACUGUACACCUUUGAAGGAGUUAGGAUGGAGAUUUCAAAAGCCAUUAGAGGUUGCUUUUUCAUACGGUGUCAUUAAGGAUAUUGAGCUGGAGAUGACCGAAAAAGAAAUACGAAAACCUCAACCUGUACAAGUAGAACAAGAAACAACUAUAUUAAAGAAGGCUCAAAGGCAUCUCAACCCAAAUACACCUUUAUAUAAUAAUAUGCCUGAACCCAUGGCUGUGUCCUCUAUCUCACAAAACGAAGAUGGGGUAAUGUCUUACGCAAACGUUACUCGAUCGGUACCGCGCUUACGUUCUGAAAUUACUUCUAACACUAAAUCAAUACCAUUAACAUCACAAUCGGGUGCUAUGGAGGUUUCGCAAACUUUACAAGAAAAAACUAUAAGUACAAAGAGAAAAAGGAAAAAGAAGCAAAAUCAGAAUGAAGUGUUUGAAAACGAUAUAUCUACAGAAUCAGAAGAAGUAAUUAAUAAUAAUGAUGAUGAUAUGGAAAGUGAGCUAAAAUCAAGAAAAGAGAAAAAAGAGAGAAGAGAGAAACUUAAAUCAACUUUUAAUUUUAGGCAGUUACUUUCUAAGUUAUAUGCUAUAUUUACAAAUUCACAAGAACAACUUAAGAACAAAAUGAUUCAAGUAAUGUCAUUUAUUAUUGAAUGUGAAACUUUGUUAAGGAAGAAGUUCUUGGCCCAUGUUUAUGAAGAUAAAAUGAAACUUAUCUACGAUGAAGAACAAAACAAUAAGAUAUGGACAUCUUUAGACGAAAUCACCGAUUUUCUUGAACAAAAUGUUGUAAAUUUUUUUAGUAAAACCAUUGAAUAA
Molecule: messenger RNA, 978 nt
Organism: Parnassius apollo (apollo)
Lineage: Eukaryota; Metazoa; Arthropoda; Insecta; Lepidoptera; Papilionidae
Source: the annotation of a GenBank genome assembly